AUGCGAAACUCGUCUGCGAAAUGGUUUGGAUCCAAUGUGCUUGAUUCGACAUCAGGUGCACUAUUUGAAGGUGUCGUGGAUACAGAAAUUGUUGAUCUGAAAGACGGACUUAAGUUAGGAGUAUUUGGUGUUUGCACGGAGGAAACCCCGACGUUGUCGUUUCCGGGUGAUAGCGUCGAGUUUGAGAAUAUUUUUUCCACCUCUCGGCGGUGUGUUGACGCUUUAAAAGCUAAAGGAGCAGACUUCAUCCUGGCACUUACACAUUUGUCGAUUACGCAGGAUAAAAGACUUGCUCGCCAAGUACCUGGCAUCGAUUUGGUGCUUGGUGGACAUGACCACGACCCGUUUACAAUGUACGAAGGCAAUACAUUCAUUCACAAAUCAGGACAAAACGCUCUUUGGUUGGCAAAGCUCGAGUUUGAAUUGAAGCGGUCAGCGAAAUAUCCCGAACGUGGACUUGUCGUCUUGCCGCAAUGGAGUAUGAUUGCAAACGCAUACCAGCCACCGCAGCCGGCGUGCCAGCAAAUUCUUUACAAAUACAUGCGCCAAAUGGAAAGUGAAAAUGAUCCGGGAAAGAAUGACUGUGUAUUGGCUACCUUGGCAACUUCAUUGUCAACGCGAACAGCACUUUUGCGAGCUGGAGAAAGCAAUGGAGGUAACAUGGUCGCAGAUGCUUUACGCAGUGAAUUAUUCGCUGAUGUGGGUUUUAUCAAUGGAGGCUUUAUCCGAGGAGACAAGGAGUAUUCCGCUAAGUCUAACAUCACAGUCGGCAUUUUGAAGCACGAGAUGCCGUUUCCGCGGCCUGCUGUUCUUGUGCGAAUUCAAGCUAGCGACCUACGUGACGCGUUGAUUCAGCAUUUGUGCAAAUACCCGCAGCAGAGCGGCUCGCACCCUCAUGUGUCUGGACUACGCUUGACCAUCGACAUGCAUUCAGACCCCCCAGCGAUUACUAAAAUGGUAGACGUCAAUGGCAGGCCGGUGGACAUGAAAAUGGAGCUCCUCGUGGCCACGUCCAAGUUUGUUGCUAGUGGCGGCGAUGGCUGCACAUCAUGGCUAAAGGGAGAUAUUCUACGUGAGGCUGCUAAAGUUCCUGAAGUCGUGGCCGACUUCAUGAUGAAAAAGCGGCUGCUGGCCUAUCCGGAGCACGAAGGUCGCAUCACAAUUUUCGAGUGA
Peronospora farinosa is the source of this 1173-nucleotide messenger RNA. Lineage: Eukaryota; Oomycota; Peronosporomycetes; Peronosporales; Peronosporaceae. The record is from the annotation of a GenBank genome assembly.